This is a messenger RNA of Labeo rohita (rohu), 1618 nucleotides long. RefSeq names its product E3 ubiquitin-protein ligase TRIM39-like. Gene Ontology annotation, molecular function: protein binding; zinc ion binding. The record is from RefSeq and is a predicted model, not a curated record. NCBI's taxonomy places the organism in Eukaryota, Metazoa, Chordata, Actinopteri, Cypriniformes, Cyprinidae. Bases 1 to 1602 code for a protein of 533 amino acids. The transcript is spliced from 6 exons.
AUGUCAUCCUCCAGUAGUCCACUGACUGAGGAGCUUCAGUGCUCUAUAUGUCUGGAUGUGUUCACUGAUCCAGUCAGCACUCCAUGUGGACACAACUUCUGCAAGAUCUGUCUGAAUAAACAAUGGGACAACAGCCAGACCCGCAACUGUCCAUAUUGUCAAGAAACAUUCAAGCAAAGACCUGAUCUCAAGAUUAAUACCACACUCCGAGAGAUCGUAGAUCACUAUAAAAAGAAAAGUCCUGAGAAAAAUAUUGUGACUUUCAGUGAAGCUCUGUGUGACUUCUGUGAGGAACAACAGCUGAAAGCCCUGAAGUUGUGUCUGGUGUGUCAGAGCUCUUACUGUGAAACUCACCUGCAGCCUCAUUUUAAAGUGGCAGGUUUAAAGAAACACAAACUGAUGGAUCCUGUGAGUAAACUGGAGGACUAUAUAUGUCAGAAACAUGAGAGACCUCUGGAGCUGUUCUGUAGAGAUGAUCAGACAUGUUUGUGUCUGAUGUGUGCUGUGACAGACCACAAGAACCACAACACUGUUCCUCUAGAAGUGGAGAGUGAAGAAGAGAAGACUCAGCUGAUGAAGACACAGAAAGACAUGCAGCAGAUGAUCCAGGACAGAAUCAAGAAAAUUCAAGACAUCAAACACUCAGCAGAAGUCAGAAAAAGAAACACAGAGAAGAAGAAAGCAGCUCAUGUUGAGCUCUUCACUGAUCUCAUCCGCUCCAUUGAGAGAUGUCAGACUGAACUGCUGGAGAUGAUGGAAAAGCAGCAGAAAGCAGCAGAGAAACAAGAGCAAGAGCUCAUUGAAGAGCUGGAGCAGGAGAUCACUGAGCUAAAGAUGAGAAACACUGAGCUGGAGCAGCUCUCACACACUGAAGAUCACCUCCACCUCAUACAGAUUUACUCAUCCCUGUGCAGCCCUACAAACACCAGGAACUGGCCUGAGAUCAGUAUGAAGACUCAUAAGAGUCUGGAGGCUCUGAGAAGCGCUCUGACUCAACUGCAGGAAACUCUAGAUGAGAAACUCAUACAAACUGAGCUGAAGUGGAUGCAACAGUAUGCAGUGGAUGUGACUCUGGAUACAGCUUAUCCUAAACUUAACCUGUCUGAUGAUGGAAAACAAGUGAGACAUGGAGAUAUUAGACAGAAAGUCCCAGACAACCCAAAGAGAUUUGAUAGAUAUACAAAUGUCUUGGGAGUAGAGGGAUUCUCCUCAGGGAGAUUUUAUUUUGAGGUGCAGGUGAGGGAAAAGACUAGAUGGGAAUUAGGAGUGGCCAGAGAAUCAGUUACCAGGAAGGGAAAUAUCAUACUGAGUCCCACUAAUGGAUACUGGACUGUGUGGCUAAAGAAUGGGAAUGAAUAUGCAGCUCUCUCUGAUCCUCCUGUCUCUCUGUCUCUGAGAGUGAAGCCGCAGCGGGUCGGUGUGUUUGUGGAUUAUGAGGAGGGUCUGGUCUCCUUUUAUGAUGUGGAGUCCAGCUCUCAUAUCUACUCUUUCACUGGUCAGUCUUUUACUGAUAAACUUCAUCCAUAUUUCAGUCCAGAUCUAAACUAUGGAGGUAAAAACGCAGCCCCACUGGUCAUCACACCUGUUAAUUACAGUAAAUGAAUAUACCCCCCAAUAU